UCCUAGUCAGAAAAUCCCGAUUUUUUGAGAAGCUAACACUUUGGUGGGUGCCAUUAGUUGGCUUUUUAACAUUGUUCCCAUCUCCUAUUUCUUCUUUCAUGACCUCACUAAAUAGUGAAGCAAAUGCUCUGCUCAAGUGGAAAGCCAGCCUUGACCACCAAAGCCAAACUGUGUUAUCAUCAUGGAAGGAUAAUGGCAGUCAUCCUUGCAAAUGGGUUGGAAUCACAUGCAAUGAGCUCAACUCCAUUUCCAAUAUAUCUCUUCUAGAUUUUGGACUAAGAGGUACGCUUGAUAGUCUCAAUUUCUCAUCUUUCCCUCAUCUUCAAAUCAUACAGAUGCAACGGAACUCAUUUUAUGGGAAUAUUCCUCCCCAGAUUGGUGAACUAUCCAAACUCAGUCUACUAGAUUUUUCUCAUAAUGAGUUCUCCGGUAGCAUUCCAACAAGUAUUGCCAACCUCUCCUCCCUCAUCUUUCUUUAUCUUCCUGAUAACAAUUUUGUUGGAGCAUUUCCAGUUGAGAUCCUAGAGUUGACUAGGCUUAGUGAUCUGGUCUUAUGUUAUAAUUAUUUCAGUGGCCAUAUUCCUGAAGCUAUAACAAAUUUGACCAACCUAUCAAACUUUAACCUAGAAAUCAACAAUUUUUCUGGUCAUAUUCCUCCACAAAUUGGUAGGUUGGUUAACAUUUAUUACUUAUCACUUCAUGGCAAUCAGCUUACUGGUUCUAUCCCUGAUGGGAUUGGAAUGCUCAAGGGACUUGAGCAACUUGACAUGUCAGAAAACAAUCUCUCUGGAUAUAUUCCUUCAAGCAUUGGAAACUUGACAAAGCUCUUCACGCUAGAUUUAGGACCAAACAACCUCUCUGGAUCUAUUCCUUCUAGCAUUGGCAACAUGAUUGAGCUCUCCAUACUAAAUCUACUUCAAAACAAACUUAGUGGCAAUCUUCCACUAGAAAUGAAUAACCUUAGGAAGUUGCAAAGCUUACAACUUGCAAACAAUAAUUUCAAAGGUCAUUUGCCUCAAGACAUUUGCCUUGGAGGAUUACUUAAGAAUAUCUCUAUAACUAACAAUCAAUUCACUGGUCCAAUUCCAAGAAGUUUGAAGAAUUGCUCUAGCCUUAUCAGAGUCAGGCUAGACAGUAAUCAACUUACAGGGAAUGUCACAGAAGCUUUCGGUAUAUAUCCAUACUUAAACUAUAUUAAUUUAAGUAGCAAUGCACUUUAUGGCCACUUGUCACCUAUGUGGGGGCAGUGCCAUAACCUUACAAACCUUGAGAUCUCUUAUAAUAACUUGUCAGGGGGCAUACCACCAGAGCUAGGUCAGGCAAAAAAGUUACAGCGACUUAAUUUUUCAUCGAAUCACUUGACAGGAAAUAUUCCAAAGGAAUUGAGCCACUUGUCAUUAUUGAGUGAACUUAGUCUAAGCAACAAUCAACUUUCAAGAAACAUUCCUAUUGAGAUAGGAUUGUUGACGAAACUUGAAAAAUUAAGUCUAGCUAACAAUCACUUAAGUGGCUCAAUUCCAGAACAACUGGGAGGGUUGACCAAAUUAUGGGAAUUGAACUUAAGUGGAAAUAAGUUCUUCAGCAUUCCCAUUAGUUUUGGCCAAUUGCAACAUCUUCAGUUUCUUGAUCUUAGUGAAAAUUCAUUUACCGGCAGAAUCCCAGCAAUGCUUGGAGAGUUACAACUGGAAAUGUUGAACCUCUCAUAUAACAAUUUCUCUGGAAUGAUUCCUUCAACUUUUAAUGAUUUGAAAAGCUUGACUAUGGUUGACAUAUCACACAAUAAAUUAGAAGGUCCACUUCCAAAUAUUUCAGCCUUUCGUACAGCUACAAUGGAGAGAUUAAUAGGCAACAAAGGCUUAUGUGGUAAUCUAUCUGGCCUACCAAUUUGCCCAACAACAAAUUUUGACUCAAGCCAUUCCAAGAGCAGGAAAGUGGUUAUCUAUGUUGUAUCCUUUAGUUUGGGAGCUGUGAUGCUAGCAACAUUUUUCAUCGGGAUUUCAUAUAUUAUUUUCCAUCACAAAGCAAGGAAAACAGAAAGUCAAGAAAGAGAAGUGCAAACUCAAAAUUUAUUUGCCAUAUGGAGUUAUGAUGGGAAAUUAGUAUAUGAAAAUAUUAUUGAAGCCACAGAGGAGUUCAACGAAAAAUAUCUCAUUGGAGAGGGAGGAUCUGGAAGUGUUUACAAAGCAGAAUUAUCCACAGGUCAAGUUGUGGCUGUGAAGAAGCUUCAUUCAAUACCAGACAGGGAUAUGUGCCUCCAGAAAGCUUUUAUUAGUGAGAUUAGGGCCUUAACAGAAACUCGGCAUCAUAAUAUUGUCAAGCUAUAUGGGUUUUGCUGGCAUUCAAAGGUCUCAUUUUUGGUUUAUGAAUUCUUAGAAGGAGGCAGCUUGGACAAGAUACUAAGUGAAGAGACACAAGCAAUUGCAUUGGAUUGGACUAAAAGAAUCAAAGUUGUUGAAGGUGUGGCUAAUGCUUCAUACUAUCUUCAUCAUGGAUGCUCACCUUCGAUAGUUCAUCGUGACCUAUCAAGCAAAAAUGUUAUUUUAGACUCGAAUUAUGAGGCUCACAUCUCUGACUUUGGGACAGCCAAGCUUUUGUAUCCAGAUUCUACCAAUUGGACUUCAUUUGCUGGCACCUUUGGCUAUGCUGCUCCAGAACUUGCUUACACAAUGGAAGUUACUGAGAAAUGUGACGUUUAUAGUUUUGGAGUGUUAGCUCUGGAAAUAAUUAUGGGAAAGCAUCCAAGAGAUCUCAUAAUGUCAUGUUUCUCGUCAACAUCUUCUGGUGUCGUGCCAACAAUUGUUGCUCAUGAUUUGGAUUUGAAGGGAGUGUUAGACCAAAGGCUACCUUAUCCUCGAGGCUCAGUGGUUGAGAAGGUGAUGUUGAUUGCAAGAAUAGCUUUUACUUGCUUGAAUGAAAAUCCACGUAGUCGCCCAACCAUGGACCAAGUAUGUAAGGAGUUUGCCAUGCCAAAAUCACAUGUUUCUGGUUCCAUUCCAUAGCUUCGUAUAAGUUAUAUUAGAGAUGUCAACUAAAAAUAAGAUCAUCACGAUAUGAUGAUGUGUGGUGUAUUAUAGUCUUCGUACUGAAUGUGUUCCCCUAGUCUACUUGCGUUUUACCUUUUGAAUAAGGACCAACCCAAAACAAUAAUUAAAUAUUGCAUAGUUAAGUUAAUUAGUGACGUGUUUAUCAAUUUAUAGUUUUCAUUACAUAUUUUUCUAAGCCCUGAUUUAAUAAGACCAAUGUUGCGCAUCAUCA
Molecule: messenger RNA, 3255 nt
Organism: Neltuma alba
Lineage: Eukaryota; Viridiplantae; Streptophyta; Magnoliopsida; Fabales; Fabaceae
Product: MDIS1-interacting receptor like kinase 2-like
Exons: 3
Coding region: 99-2999 (966 amino acids)
Biological process (GO): protein phosphorylation
Molecular function (GO): protein binding; ATP binding; protein kinase activity
Source: RefSeq, a predicted model, not a curated record